Messenger RNA from Ostrea edulis (European flat oyster), 2888 nucleotides. RefSeq lists its product as uncharacterized. The record is from RefSeq and is a predicted model, not a curated record. The coding region runs from base 300 to 2564 and encodes 754 amino acids. The transcript has 7 exons. Lineage: Eukaryota; Metazoa; Mollusca; Bivalvia; Ostreida; Ostreidae.
UCGAGUGUUCAAACAUUUUGAUUUUUUGUGCAAAAUGAAUUCUUUUCAUGCCAAAAAUAAGUGUUAACGUGUAAAAAAGGAAAUAUUUUGCGUAGUUUUCUGGUUUUAGAGCGAUGAAAUUCAAAUUUCUCAAUAUGCAUAUUUUUUCUCGCGAUUUACGCGCCAUUAUGUGUGACGUCAUAUGCGACCUUUGGCGAGAAGGUGUGAUAACAGAUGUAAGAUUGUGUAAGCCAUUUGAUCAGCUUUGAUUGCUAAACAAAUCAAUUAUCACGUUAUCGGAUUAUUUAUAACGGUUCAUUAUGGUGUUUUGUGCCGCCUACGGAUGUACUAGCCGUCAUAAGAAGGGAUGUGGACUGAGUUUUUUCAGUUUUCCUAAGGAAGGUUUGAGGAAAAAGACUUGGGUGAAUUUUUGUCGGCGCGAGGACUUUGUUCCAUCCAAAAGCAGUCGCCUGUGUUCUUUGCACUUUUCUAAAGAGCAGUUGGACAGAGAUCCAGAUAAACUGAAGGAAAAUGGUUAUAAUGGAGCCAAGAUUCGGUUGCGAACUGAUGCUAUUCCCGAUAUCCCCCUCCCUCUGCAUCCUGUCCAUGACGAGAAUGCCGCCAUUGCUCUACCCGCAUCAAAGCCCCGAGGGGCAUAUGCAAAACGCCAGAGAGCCGACGUUCUACGCCAAGUUCUUCAAGAAAUGGAACCUCGUGCUAAUGAGGAGCAGCCUAAUGACCAUGAUGAGGAUACAGAACCUCCACUUCUGCCUGAACUGCCACCUACUGAGCAGAUAGAGCCAGAACCACAAUCAGCUGAUGAGGAGACAGUUGCCAUCACCUCAAACCAGACGGAGAAGCAAUGCCAAGCAGCAAUUCGACCCCCACAGAGGACACGUAAGAUACAAGUGUCUCUUACAAAUGACAAGACAGUAAGGACUGUGUCUACCGGAGUUCAAUGUUCCAACCUCUCCGAUGGUGUUUCAUUGAGGGUCGCUGCCGGAUUAGUGCCUUGUCAUGUGCCUCAGCCACCCCCUGAAAGUGACAGUGAAGAGGAAGACAAUUAUGAUAGUGACCCAGACUUUGAUUUAGACGAGGCAGAGGAAGAUGAUGAAGACAUCCCGAACGAAUCAUAUUCCCUGAGGACCAAUCCCCCACCAGAGGAAGAGAGACAAUUCCUGGUUGCAGAGUCUUCCCUAGCAAAAUUAUUGCGGAAAUGUGACACUUGUGGUGAAGUAUGCAAUCCAAUUGUGCAGUUCACGAGGGGCACCAUGAUUGGGACUGUGUCAAAAUGUGUGAAUGGACAUACCAUGCAAUGGGAAAGUCAGACAUGUUAUCACGGAAUGCCAUGGUCAAAUCUUCUUCUGGCAGGUGCCAUUGUAUUUAGUGGCAUCAACAGCUCUAAGUGUCUCCGUUUUUUUAGACAUCUCAAAGUGCCAACAAUCUCAGCAUCUACAUUCAGCAGAAUCCAGUCUUCGUAUGUUGUGCCAGCAGCCUUAUUCACGUGGGACUUUCAUCAAGCAGAGUUGCUGAAUCAGAAUGCAGGAAGACCCCUUAUAUUAGGAGGCGAUGCAAGAUGCGAUUCUCCAGGCUUCUCUGCCAAGUUUGGCUCCUAUACAUUGUUGGACUUGGAGAUGGGGAAAGUGGUGGAUUUUCAAUUGGUUCAGAGUAAUGAGGUUGCUGGAUCCACGCAUAUGGAACUAGAAGGUCUGAAAAGAGGACUAAAAAGAUUGGAAGAUGCCGGCCUCCAUGUCCAGACACUUGUUACAGACAGACAUAGCAUGGUGAAGAAGUUCAUGAGGACGGAGCAUCAUGAUAAAAAACAUUAUUUUGACGUCUGGCACAUGGCCAAAGGCAUUUCAAAGAAACUGGAGACAAAUGCAAAGAAAAAGGAUUGCGAUGAUAUCAGACUUUGGACCAGGAGUGCUGUCAACCACUGCUACUGGGUGGCAGCCUCCAGUGGAGACAAUGGCGAUAUGAAGGAGCAGAAGUGGGCAUCCUUAGUGGAACAUGUUGCCAAUAAACAUGCAAACUGUCAACAUGGGGAGUUAGAGGAUGGUAGACAAUGGCUAAGAGAAGGAUCCAGAGCCCAUAAGCUGUUUCGGGAGGUGGUAGAGAGUAAAUUUCUGUUGAAGGAUGUGUCCAAGUUAUCUCCUCUUCACCAAACUUUCAGCCUAGAGGUUUUCCAUAGUGUGGUGAAUAGCUUUGCCCCAAAGACAACGCAUUUUUUCUUCCCUGCUAUGACAGCAAGAUUGUGUGUAGCAGCUCUUCACUUUAAUGAAAAUGGUCGGCGUUACCAGGCAGUGACAAGAGCUGGUGUACCACAGUGGCAGUUGAGCUACCCGAAAGGGAAAAAAGGAAAGCAUGUUGUUGUAAAGCCACGGAAGACUCCAAUUACUUAUGAUUAUAUUGACAUCUUGCGACUGAAUCUUGUGGAACGCAGGCUUCAGCUACCCUCGUGUUCAGCAGCUUCAUCUGAUGGAAAAGCUUCUCUUGGAUACCAACCACCAACCCUUAUAUCAGGCUAUGCUGCAGUCAACAAGGACCAGCUCAUUGUUACAAGGCGUACUAGAUUUGCACGGUAGAGCUAUGGUUCUAUACAGUGGGCUUGGAAUCCUGUGUAGUCCUCUGAUGGGAAUGUCCUGCGAAUUGUUGUGACAACACAUGCUGGCAAAACUUUACGAUUCCUCCGUCCGAGUCGAUGCCAUAUCCAGAGGACAAACCGGCGAUAUGCAAUGUGUCUGUAUGUUCUGUGAACAAUAAAACAAUUACAGUUGUAACUGAUUUGGUUUAUGUGCCAUGAACUAAGUGAAGUUAGUUGGAGACUGUUGUUGUAAAUACUGUUGUUGUGAAUUGUUUUUAACUUUUAUGUGAUUGUUUUGUACAGAAUUAAAGAAAACAGGAAUCAU